UUCAUAAAGUAUUUAUUACGUAAGUGAGUAAAAUGUAUUUCUGUAAACUUAUUGUCUUCGUCUUCUCCAUGGCUUUUUCAAAUUCAUUGAGACAUCGAAUAAUCGGAGGUGAAGUCGCUGUUCACGGUGAUAUACCCUAUAUAGUGUCCUUGCAAUGGCAUCUUCCUUCGAAUUCUUUGAAUGUCCAAAGUAUACACGUUUGCGGCGGCAGCAUUAUCAGCAAAUACUGGAUUUUGACGGCGGGACAUUGCUUAGAACUUCCAUCGAACAUCAAUCAAAUCGCUAUAUUGACGAUUAUAGCAGGGAAGAUAAAUCUUGAAGAACACGAGCACUCUGAGCAGCGAAUCUUUGCUCAAUCAACAUUCAAACACUAUGGUUACGAAGAAAAUGUUAACACCGGCACCAAUGAUAUCGCCCUGAUAAAAUUGUCCAAGUCAUUGAAAUGGACCGAAUGGGUCGCGCCGAUCGAACUUCCCCAAAGUGGCAGCGAACCUACGGGAAGCGGCAUCCUUUCCGGCUGGGGCGCCACUACAUUAAUCAACGACACUUAUAAUACAUCGGUGCUCUUGCACUCUAAAAGUUUGCCCAUCAUCGAGCGCAGCGUGUGCAAUGCCGCGGUCGAGGCCGUCGCCCUUGAGGAUGAGAUAGAGCUGAAGGACACUGUCUUCGAGACGGAUAUCUGCACGGGGCCGUUAACGGGCGGCUUCUCUCUUUGCGACGGCGACUCGGGCGGUCCUCUGACUUCGGUGGAUAGUAGGGGCAAGUUGGUGUUGAUUGGAGUCGCGACAUGGGCAAUGUUACCUUGUGGACGACGGGGAGCACCAUCGGUGUACGUGCGCGUCUCCUUAUUCAUCGACUGGAUUCGCACAACCAUCUCUGACAAUACAUUUUUUCGUUAUGGCACAUUUUAAGUGCAGCUUUAUGCAGAGUUACCAGAUUUAUUAAUGCAUUGUAAGUAAACGAGUGAGCAUCAGUUUUGUCAUUACUCAAAUUGCCCGCAGAACGAUCAAUAUUUAUUUGCAAGGGAGACGAAGGUAGGGGGAGAAGGAGGUUAAACAUACGAUUUAAGCGAGCGCCGAGUUUAUUCGUAUUGGCUUUCAGCUUACAAUUUCUUGAAUAAACAAUAUAUUUACAUUGCGCGUAUAGGAAUCAACACAAUCAGAAUUAUGUAUUUGAGCAAUUAUAUAUAAUUUUGUAGCCGUAUGUAGGAAUAAUCGAAUUUACUUACUCAAAUUUUAUUUAACAAGUUAUUUGCGUCAAUUAUAAGUGUCGACGAAUUGUAAAAUUAUAAAAUACGUACUCUUACGUUUGCGCAGCGAGCCGUCGAUUUUGUCGAAUUAUUAUAUUA
Ceratosolen solmsi marchali is the source of this 1348-nucleotide messenger RNA. RefSeq names its product trypsin-1-like. The transcript is spliced from 4 exons. Gene Ontology annotation, molecular function: serine-type endopeptidase activity. The coding region runs from base 33 to 911 and encodes 292 amino acids. Gene Ontology annotation, biological process: proteolysis. The record is from RefSeq and is a predicted model, not a curated record. Lineage: Eukaryota; Metazoa; Arthropoda; Insecta; Hymenoptera; Agaonidae.